Molecule: messenger RNA, 1185 nt
Organism: Glarea lozoyensis ATCC 20868
Lineage: Eukaryota; Fungi; Ascomycota; Leotiomycetes; Helotiales; Helotiaceae
Exons: 3
Coding region: 1-1185 (394 amino acids)
Biological process (GO): arsenite transport; antimonite transmembrane transport
Cellular component (GO): plasma membrane
Molecular function (GO): arsenite transmembrane transporter activity; antimonite transmembrane transporter activity; antiporter activity
Source: RefSeq, a predicted model, not a curated record
AUGUCUUCUCCUCUACAUAACCCUCAAACACCAACGCCAGAAAGCAAAGAACACACCCUCUCCUCCCAACCACCGCCAAACUCCACAGUCCUCGACAUCGAGCAGCAAGAAAAAGCCGGCUCAAAGGACACCGCCUCAUCACCCACGGACUCUGUAUUCAAAGGCCUGGCCCUCCUCGACCGCUUCCUCGCGCUAUGGAUCUUCCUAGCCAUGGCCAUUGGCAUCAUCCUCGGGAACUUCGUGCCCAACACCGGUCCAGCACUGCAAAAAGGGAAGUUUGUAGGAGUUUCUGUUCCCAUUGCAAUUGGAUUACUAGUAAUGAUGUAUCCCAUCUUGUGUAAAGUCCGCUACGAAACCCUCCACCGCGUCUUUCGAGACCGCAAGAUAUGGGUGCAAAUCGGCUUUAGUGUCAUCGUAAACUGGAUCGUCGCACCUUUACUUAUGCUCGCACUUUCCUGGGCCUUCCUCCCCGACAAGCCCGCCCUCCGUGAAGGACUCAUCCUCGUUGGUCUCGCCCGCUGCAUCGCCAUGGUGCUAAUCUGGACCAACCUCGCCAACGGCGACAACGAGUACUGCGCCAUCCUCGUCGCCAUCAACUCAGUGCUACAGAUGGUUCUCUUCGCGCCUCUCGCCAUCCUCUUCCUGCGCGUCAUCAGCGGCGCGAAGGGCGACGACGUGUCCUACGAAGUCGUCGCCCAGUCCGUCGCCGUGUUCCUCGGCAUCCCGCUUGGUGCGGCGAUACUCACGCGGUUUGCGCUGCGGAAACUCGCUGGCCCGGCGUGGUACGAUGGUGUAUUCCUGCGCUUCGCGGCGCCAUGGUCGCUCAUCGGUCUUCUCUUUACGAUUCUCGUGCUAUUCGCAUCCCAGGGGCGCCAGGUGGUCCAUCAAAUCGUCUCCGUAGUGCGCGUAGCCGCGCCGCUUGUCGUGUAUUUUGGCGUCAUCUUCUUCGUCACUCUUUUAGUAUCGCACAAACUGGGGUUCGGAUACAAGUUGGCGGCGACGCAGAGUUUCACGGCGGCGAGCAAUAAUUUCGAGCUGGCGAUUGCAGUGGCGGUUGCGACAUAUGGGGCGAAUAGUGAUCAAGCGUUGGCGGCGACGGUUGGGCCGCUGAUCGAGGUGCCUGUGCUGUUGGCGUUGGUAUAUGUAGUUAAGGCUAUUGGACGGAGACGUGGGUGGAAGGAUUGA